AUGAAGGUCUUCAUCUGUCUCCUGGCCACCAUUUGUGCCUGCAACGCCACCUUCCUGUCCUUCUUGGGCGGCGGAGGAGGAGGCGGCGGUGGCAGCAAGACAACCUACAAUGUGAUAGCCACUCCCAGUUCCGGAGGAGGUGGUGGUGGAGGAGGUCACGGGUAUGCCCAAGCUCAUGGCUACUCCCAUGGUGGCGGCGGACAUGGCGGUCACGGUGGACACGGCGGUGGCUCUGCGCAGAUCAUCAAGGUCAUUCUGCAGGAGGGUCAGGGUUACAGCAACGGCGGUGGAUCAGCAGGUGGCAUUGUGUCCACUGACCACAGCUACGGUCAUGGACAUGGCUAUGCCAGUGGUCACUCAUAUGGACAUGAUCAUGGUUCCCACUCCUAUGGCGGCCAGCAGGCGCAGACCAUCUACAAGAUCAUCGAGCAGGCCCCAGCUCCGGUUUCGAUACCCGCUCCUGCUCCCAUUCCCAUUCCCAUCUCGGUGCCUGUGGCCGCUCCUGCUCCAGUUGCUCCCAUUGCCUAUCAUGCUUCCGGUGGAUCGGGAGGUUACUCCUAUGGUCAUGGUCACUCGCACAGCUACGGACAGUCUUAUGCUUCUGGACAUGGCUAUGGUGGCUCCUCCUCCUUCGAUGCCCAGCAAUUCAAUGCCAUCCUGCCACAGAUCCUUCAGCUGGUGCUGCAGGAGGACUCCCUGGGCGGAGGUGGAGGCGGUGGCUCGGCCGAUGUGGCCGCCAUCAAUGGUCAGCUGAUCAACACGUUCGGAUCCAAGGGCAAGGCCAUCAUCAUGAAGGCGGAUCAGGCGCAGGGAGCCUUCUUCAAGAGCGGCCAUGUGGUGCAGCGUGGCACCCUGAAGGUGAUGCGUGUCCAGGAGCAGCAGCAGCAGCAGGGACAGAACGGAGGUGGCCUUAAGGGCGGCUGGGGUUCAUCCUCCUCCUCCUCCGGCUCUUCGGGAGGCGGCUGGAGCAGUGGUGGCUCUUCCGGCUGGAGCAGCGGUGGUUCCGCCUCCGCCUGGUAG
Drosophila serrata is the source of this 1020-nucleotide messenger RNA. RefSeq lists its product as uncharacterized. The record is from RefSeq and is a predicted model, not a curated record. Lineage: Eukaryota; Metazoa; Arthropoda; Insecta; Diptera; Drosophilidae.